Messenger RNA from Neocloeon triangulifer, 1759 nucleotides. RefSeq names its product protein GPR107. Gene Ontology annotation, biological process: transport. The record is from RefSeq and is a predicted model, not a curated record. Gene Ontology annotation, cellular component: Golgi apparatus; membrane. NCBI's taxonomy places the organism in Eukaryota, Metazoa, Arthropoda, Insecta, Ephemeroptera, Baetidae. The transcript is spliced from 13 exons. The coding region runs from base 19 to 1707 and encodes 562 amino acids.
AACCAAAACACAACAAAAAUGGCGAGGAAUAUCUGGUGUUGCAAACUUCUCCGGGUUCUAUUUUUUACAUUAUUCCUCUCAUUCGCCGCUGAAGCCAGGAAACACAGACUAGAAAUUAUCGAUGACUACCGUCGAUUUAUCCCCCUGAGUACAUUUGGUUUCUACAAAGGUGGCCAGUUGGAAGUGAAAAUAGGAAAUUUCCAUGUCAAUCAGCAGGAUCCCAGCAAGUCUCUGUUCGGCUUCACAUUUGACCGAACUGUGAGUGACGCGAUGAAUCCCUACUUGGAGAACCACUUGGAACGGUGCCCUUUGAGGGAAAGGGAAGGUCCUAGUCAAGACACGGUCACUUUUAUCAUGGACUUCAACUCAAACUUGUUAAGAGUGAAUUGUAGCAGCACUCUGCAGAACAUUCGGAUUUACAAAGACAAGAAAGACAUUCCAGUUAUGAAGGGACAUACAAGCGACUCCACUCUUUUCAACCCAAGAAGCAGGCGGGGCGUAGAUAUUGGAUCUAACAGUACAUCUCAUCCGAUAAAAGUGCCUGCUAGUGCCAGCAGCAGCAACCUGUGCUCAGCUUCAGAAAUUAAAAUUAUGAAAGACCCCAACGGAAACACAUACAAUAUCAACUUCAUCAUCAGCAUUGCCACUGAACAGGAUGAAGGACUCUAUAAUUUCUACUACCACAUGUGUCCAUCAGGUGCAGAGUUUUCUACAGCAAGCAACUUUUUGAUUGACAUUCAAGAAACAAACAGAAACAACUAUCUCUCUGCUGGGGAAAUGCCUCUUCCUGCCCUUUUCUUCAUGAUGUCUCUGCUGUUUUUCCUUUCUGGAAGUUUUUGGGUCUUCAUUCUCAGCAAGAGCAAGCAUCCAGUUUUUAAAAUCCAUUAUCUGAUGGCUGUCCUCGUGUAUUUAAAGUCACUUUCGCUGCUGUUCCACAGCAUCAACUUCCACUUCAUUGAAAUUUCCGGCACCCAUGUUGCAACCUGGGCAGUUCUCUUUUACGUUACUCAUCUGUUGAAAGGCGCCGUUCUUUUUAUAACCAUUAUCUUAAUCGGAACUGGUUGGACAUUCAUCAAACACAUUUUAUCUGACAAGGACAAAAGAAUCUUCAUGAUUGUUAUUCCUCUGCAGGUGUUGGCAAAUAUUGCCGAAAUAAUUAUAGAGGAGUCUGAAGAGGGUGACCUGGAGUAUCACACUUGGAGAGACAUUUUUAUCUUUGUUGACCUUCUGUGCUGUGGAGCAAUCCUGUUCCCUGUUGUUUGGUCUAUUCGACACUUGCAAGAAGCAUCUGAGACAGAUGGAAAGGCCGCCAUUAACUUGCGGAAGCUGAAAGUUUUCCGCCAUUUCUACAUUAUGAUAGUCUGCUAUAUUUAUUUCACUAGGAUAAUUGUGUACCUUCUUAAGAUAACUGUUCCAUUCCAAUACGAGUGGCUGGAUGAGAUGUUUCGAGAAAUGGCUACUUAUGUGUUUUUCGUCCUUACUGGAUACAAAUUCAGGCCAGCGUCAGCAAAUCCUUACUUCCAAGUUCAGUUUGACGAUGAUGAUGAUGAUGAAGAUGUCGAUAUUGUUGUGACGCAGAGUGGUUUGACAGAAGGCCUGAUAAAUCUAUCUAGAAUGAAAGCCCCUUCCUCCGCCAAUGAUUCCGGAGAUGAAGUGGAAAAAGAAGUCCUUCUCUCUAAAAGGGAAAGUAGCCAUGAAUAUGACUGAGUUUAAAUUUACUUGUAGAUAAAUUAAAUUUGAAUAAUAAAUGAUAUCUUGU